GAUUGGACCAGCUGCGUUUAGAAAGAACAGACAAGUGAAGGUCCGAUCGGGCGACCGCCAGUAACCAGGCUUUCGCCCUGAAACGCAAAGAGCAGAGCAAUAGAGGCUAACACCCACUAGUCAAAAGUAAGAAGAAUGAAUGGGAGAGUGGAGAAAAUGGCCCCGCAAAGGCGCAAAGACAGAUCAGCGCGUCCAUACGAAGACGAAGUGCAAUGCGGAGACGCCGGCGCGUGGCACUAAACUCUCAACUCAGGCCCAAAGAAUUUUCGCCAAUCUACCGCCUGCUGAGAUCAGCUGUGCAUCCCUGUUUUGCCGGCUGUCUUCUGCACGUGAUAAUGGUGUGACCUUGCAGUGAGACGAGAUAAGGACAGCUGAAUGAUGCCUUCGCUUAGACUUUGAUGUGCGACGCUG
This is a messenger RNA of Aplosporella prunicola CBS 121167, 411 nucleotides long. RefSeq lists its product as uncharacterized. NCBI's taxonomy places the organism in Eukaryota, Fungi, Ascomycota, Dothideomycetes, Botryosphaeriales, Aplosporellaceae. The record is from RefSeq and is a predicted model, not a curated record. The transcript has a single exon. The coding region runs from base 140 to 355 and encodes 71 amino acids.